AUGUAUAUUGUCGAUCGAGCGAUUCCCUUCAAUUCUACUGUUGUGGUAGUUGGGGCCAAUGGAUACAUGGGGACUGAAACAUGUGACAAACUGCUGGAAGCUGGAUAUCGAGUCCGUGGUACGGUUCGCAAUGUCGAAAAACAGCGCGGCUGGAUGUCUAAGCUCUUCGAUGAGAAAUGGCCUGGUAAAUUUGAGCUUGUCCAGGUUCUGGACUUUGAGGUCAAGGGUGCGUUCGAUGAAGCCUUCAAAGGAGCCUCCGGAGUCAUCUAUCCUUCUAUGCCAAUGAUCUUCGACUCCGAUCUUGCCAAAGUGGCUGAUCCUUUGAUCAAGGGCGUGAUUAACACUCUCGAGUCCGCAUCCCGUGCCGGUGUGAAGCGUUAUGUUCUGAGCUCCAGCUCUAAAGCCGUGGAUGCCACAGUAUAUGGGGGGACGCCGCACGAACUGACAGUUGAGACUUUCAACCAUGAGGCAAUUAAGAGGGCGCGCAAUGGGCAGAUGACGGAUACCUCUUUCCAGAGAAUUGUGGACGUGUAUAGUGCCGGACGAACACUUGCAGAGUUGGCAUUCUGGGACUGGCUGAAGGAGAACAACCCACCGUUUGUAGCGAACUGCAUCGUACCGGACGGCCAGUUCGGCCGGGUCUUGGAUGUGGAGCAUCUGAAUACCGGCGACGCAUCGUCAACGGGCCAGCUCAAACGUGCCCUCGAAGGAGAUUGGCAAAAGGUCGGCUUUCCACUAGGCAAGCGCCCCUUACCUCAGGUGUUUGUGGUAGCCUGUGUCAUGAGAGAGAACAGACACUAA
Messenger RNA from Phaeoacremonium minimum UCRPA7, 801 nucleotides. Its product is annotated as putative aldehyde reductase protein. Bases 1 to 801 code for a protein of 266 amino acids. The transcript has 2 exons. The record is from RefSeq and is a predicted model, not a curated record. Gene Ontology annotation, molecular function: oxidoreductase activity, acting on the CH-OH group of donors, NAD or NADP as acceptor. Lineage: Eukaryota; Fungi; Ascomycota; Sordariomycetes; Togniniales; Togniniaceae.